Messenger RNA from Guillardia theta CCMP2712, 471 nucleotides. RefSeq lists its product as hypothetical. The coding region runs from base 1 to 471 and encodes 156 amino acids. The transcript has 4 exons. The record is from RefSeq and is a predicted model, not a curated record. Lineage: Eukaryota; Cryptophyceae; Pyrenomonadales; Geminigeraceae.
AUGGAGAUCGCAGGACAGUCGCCACAUGUGAUGCGAUCUCAUGACAAGCAUGUUUACGUGCACCCUGGAGCUCUCCCAGAGGCCACUGGCACUGACUCUGUGUGUAACCAUUUGUCGCAGCGUGCCUUGCGAGGCGCUGCUGUGGAACGUCAUGAUAUGGAAGUCAUGGGGGACUUCAUUCAAGCGAAUUCGUCGUUCUGGGAGUCGUGCUUGCGAUGUCCUAAGAUGACAAGCAUCGUCAGUAAGUUGAAAGCCAAGUCUUCUGAGAGAGUAAUCUCCAAGAAGGCAGCAGCUGGAGCGUAUCAGAGCCCUAGCACAGCGAGCUCAACUCAGAUUGGACCUACCCAAGGUAAGGGACAGACAAGGCUAGGCUUAGCCUUGAUCGUUAACAAAGUCAUGCGAAGGACUCUCAAAGGACUUAAACUCGACCAACUCGAGAUUGCACACGAUAUGACAGUCGUCCUUGCUUGA